AUGGCACCUUCUUCUUCGACGACCUCUUCGGCCGUCCAUUCCCUCACCAGCGCCAGCACGCUGGAUUCACCAACAGAGUCGUCGGCGCGGAGGGCGCUGCGGGACAGUGUCUUUGAGAGUGCGACAUGGCGGGAACCUGACGCCGAGACGCCUGAGGAACUGCAGCGAAAAGAUCCCCUCGGCACGCAGAUCUGGAAGCUGUAUUCCAAGACCAGGAACACGCUGCCCAACUCGGAGCGCAUGGAGAACCUGACCUGGCGAAUGAUGUCGAUGAACCUGAGGCGCGCCCAGCACCAGAGCCGCCUAGCCCACGCAUACCAGCAGCGUGCCAAUGCUCCCAGCGGCAUUGCACAGUUAAGACAGUCAGCCGAGGCCCAGUCGCAGUCACAGUCGCACUCGCACUUCCCCAUCCCCACCAACGAUCACAUGAAUCUGGACGACUUUAUUGUCCCCUCGUCCAUUGCCUCCCCCAUCAGCCAGCCCUCGCCGCCCGCCUCGUUCGACCCCUCGACGACCACCGUCGACCCCAAGGCCACCCCGACCGGCAUUCCUAUUCGCCGUCAUCAGCAGCUGCAGGACGAGGCCCAGGACGACUUUGUCGUGCGUGCCUCGGCCCCGUCGGUAGCUCCCACAGCCAUCAACAAGACGACGGAUGAGUUCGGCUACAUCCAACGCCAUGUGCGCAAGACUAGCAUUGACGAACGCAGGCCACCCAAGCGACGUGCCGAUUGCUCACCCCAAGUUCCCCCCGUCACCACUGGCAUGCACAACGAUGCUCUCCUCAACAACUAUUCGCUCGACUCGACCGCCUUCAACCCAGACAUGACCCAAUCUCAAGUGCCUUUUGGCCUUGACACUUUCGCUUUCGACACGGGUGCCAGCUCGAUCCACAACGAUCCCUUGCUAACAUCGGCCGGCCCUUUCCAGGCCAACUUCAACUUCUCGCCUGUUGGCUCGCCCAUGAUGAACAACGGCCCCUAUGCCAACAUGUUCAACCAGUCCGUCAUGUCCAACAACUACUGCUCGCCGCCCCAGUCGUCCUACCAGUCUCGUGUCUCGACUCCUCAGCCCAUCCCCGAGCACGAGCCUGUCUUCUUCAACACUUCGAGCAGUGUUGAUCUCAGGCACCAUGCUCACAUGAGCAGCUAUACCAGCCAGCAGCCCACCCCUGUCGCCAGCAUGCAGCCCCAGUACAUCUUCAGUCCCAACAACGACAACAUGUUCAGUCAGAUCUCGGCUCCCGAUUCAUCCACUUCCUUUACCCAGCCCUCGUCCUUCUCUAUGUCGGGCCAUGUUGACCCGACCGAGGUCUUGUCGACAGCCAUGUCUUUGCCGCGAGGCGACAACAUGUUCACCUUCGGUGCUGAUUCGGAUAAUGAAGACGAUGAAACCAAUAUUGCCGACCGCAACAACUUCAUGAUGCAGACCGACUUCUCGCCUAUGGAAGACCCUUCGAUGGGCGAGUACAAAUGGGAGAGCGGUCUUGCUUCGGGCCAGUAUAACUCGCUACCAGCUCGCUACGCUGGACCUCCGGCUCGCAAGGGCGUCACGAUUGGCCAUACCGAGAUGAUUCCCUCGCCGCAAGAUUGGAGUGUGGGUAGUUUGGGACGUACGCAUGGCUCGGCCGCCUCUGUCAGCGAGAUUCGCAACCGCGGCAACGACCCCCGUCUCAAGAAGAUUCCUCGCACCAGCUCGACUCCAAACGCGGCUGCAAUGGCCGCCCAGCAUGGCAUUUUCUCUGCCCGACCGCAAUCUUCACCCUCGUCGCCGCCCGAGUCAUCGACAGGCUUCAGCUCCGUUGCACCUUCUCGCCUGGGAAGCCCAAAACCUGGUGACAACAACGGCUUGCCUACAACAUGCACAAACUGCUUCACUCAGACCACUCCCUUGUGGCGCCGCAACCCUGAAGGACAUCCGCUGUGUAACGCAUGUGGCUUGUUCCUUAAGCUCCACGGUGUCGUACGUCCGCUGAGUCUCAAGACAGAUGUCAUCAAGAAGCGUAACCGCGGCGGAGCGGGCUCUGCAACCAUUGGGCCCUCCUCAAGUCGUUCGAAGAAGGUCGCUAGCAGGAAGAACUCGGUCGCUCAAACUCCCGCGACUACUCCCAAACCCAUACACGAUGCCGAUUCUCCCAACACUGCUGGUGGUUCCUCUUCUACAGCCAACACUCCUAUUACUCUGACCAAUCCUGUUAUUGCGCCCAAGACUACUGUAGUGCCUAUUGCUCCUGGUCCACCAAAGCCGCAGUUGCCAGCCACAGGACCUGCUCCUACACGCAUGGUUGCACCGAAACGCCAGCGCAAACAGAGCAAGGUUGGUAGCUCUCCCCAAGAAAUCGAGAUGGGCGAGGCGGACGAUAUCCACACUGCCAACAAACCGAAGGAACUCGCCCAGGCACCUCCGCCUGCCUUCAUGUCUACUCAACAGCCAAACAUGACCAUGAACAAUGGUCCUUCUGGAUCUUUGGCCAGCACUCCUUCUGGCAUGCCCGCCGGUCCCCAAGAAUGGGAAUGGCUCACCAUGAGUCUGUAA
Molecule: messenger RNA, 2532 nt
Organism: Aureobasidium namibiae CBS 147.97
Lineage: Eukaryota; Fungi; Ascomycota; Dothideomycetes; Dothideales; Saccotheciaceae
Exons: 3
Coding region: 1-2532 (843 amino acids)
Biological process (GO): positive regulation of transcription by RNA polymerase II; negative regulation of transcription by RNA polymerase II
Molecular function (GO): zinc ion binding; DNA-binding transcription factor activity, RNA polymerase II-specific; RNA polymerase II cis-regulatory region sequence-specific DNA binding
Source: RefSeq, a predicted model, not a curated record